This is a messenger RNA of Penicillium samsonianum, 420 nucleotides long. RefSeq lists its product as uncharacterized. NCBI's taxonomy places the organism in Eukaryota, Fungi, Ascomycota, Eurotiomycetes, Eurotiales, Aspergillaceae. The transcript has a single exon. The record is from RefSeq and is a predicted model, not a curated record. Bases 1 to 420 code for a protein of 139 amino acids.
AUGAAGUUCACUCUCAUCAGCUCCGCCCUCUUCCUGGCCACUACGACCCUGGCCUCUCCCGGCGGACAGGCCAUCGCCAACACCAUGAGCACCAGCAGUGCCGCAGCCGUGUCAACCUUAACCGGUCAGACAGCCUCAGCCGGCUCCAAUAAUGCAGGGAACGCUUCUGAGGUCACCAGUAAAGCUUCCACCGGGGUCUCUGGCCAAAUCACCCUCUCCGGCACCGUCGACCAAGCCACCUCUACCCAGUCCACCAGCUCGACUAGUGCGGCCUCAACCGACAGCUUGACCAGUGGUGCUAAGGAGACCGCCUCUACCACUGCUUCCUCCACUACCAAUGGCGCUUUCCCUCGUCCUACCACCAUCGGUGGUGCUGCUGCUGGUAUGGCCGGCUUCCUUGGUAUUCUUGUUGCCCUGUAA